Messenger RNA from Pan troglodytes (chimpanzee), 2243 nucleotides. RefSeq names its product LIM homeobox 8 (gene LHX8). Gene Ontology annotation, molecular function: RNA polymerase II transcription regulatory region sequence-specific DNA binding; DNA-binding transcription factor activity, RNA polymerase II-specific. The transcript has 9 exons. The record is from RefSeq and is a predicted model, not a curated record. Bases 565 to 1605 code for a protein of 346 amino acids. Gene Ontology annotation, biological process: regulation of transcription by RNA polymerase II; forebrain neuron development; neuron differentiation. Gene Ontology annotation, cellular component: nucleus. Lineage: Eukaryota; Metazoa; Chordata; Mammalia; Primates; Hominidae.
CAGAGCUCAGUGAAGCUGGGAAAGGAAUUUUAAGAACGGUUCAUCAGAAAGUGGUCAGGCCACAGCGGCCUCUUUGGACGAAGACACACUUGUAGCAUUAUCCUUCUCGGCAUCAGCUUUUAUUAGUGGAUCGGGGCGGGGGAGGGGGGAGAUCGGCAGACACGGACAGCCUCUGACCCUCUGGAGUUGGUAUGUGAUAAGCAGCCCUAGCAGUGCCAUGUAUUGGAAGAACGAUCAGAUGUUUGUGUGUAAACUAGUAGCAAAGGACGUGCCGGAGCUGGCAGUUCCCCCUGAGAAGGUGAGCGAGCCGACGCCUGGCCAGACCAGCUGAAUCGCAGUGUCCUUGAAACUCGAGUUGUGUGGGCUCCUAAACAAGGUUCAGAAACUACCUGUAACGGCCUCAUCUUCAGACCUGGCAAUUUUUUUUUUUUAUUACGUAGUAGCGUUAGUCAGUAAUCAUUGCACUCCCUCCCCAAAAGCUCACUUAACCUGAGACAUGGAGACUGUAAUUUGGGAGAUGAAGCCUCGAGCCUAAGGCGCUCUCAGGUCCAUUGUCAGGGGCUCAUGUCAGAGGAGUGCGGGCGGACUACAGCCCUGGCGGCCGGGAGGACUCGGAAAGGCGCCGGGGAAGAGGGACUGGUGAGCCCCGAGGGAGCGGGGGACGAGGACUCGUGCUCCUCCUCGGCCCCGCUGUCCCCGUCGUCCUCGCCCCGGUCCAUGGCCUCGGGCUCCGGCUGCCCUCCUGGCAAGUGUGUGUGCAACAGUUGCGGCCUGGAGAUCGUGGACAAAUACCUUCUCAAGGUGAAUGACCUAUGCUGGCAUGUCCGGUGUCUCUCCUGCAGUGUUUGCAGAACCUCCCUAGGAAGGCACACCAGCUGUUAUAUUAAAGACAAAGACAUUUUCUGCAAACUUGAUUAUUUCAGAAGGUAUGGAACUCGCUGCUCUCGAUGUGGGAGACACAUCCAUUCUACUGACUGGGUCCGGAGAGCCAAGGGGAAUGUCUAUCACUUGGCAUGCUUUGCCUGCUUUUCCUGCAAAAGGCAACUUUCCACAGGAGAGGAGUUUGCUUUGGUGGAAGAGAAAGUCCUCUGCAGAGUACAUUAUGACUGCAUGCUGGAUAAUUUAAAAAGAGAAGUAGAAAAUGGGAAUGGGAUUAGUGUGGAAGGUGCCCUCCUCACAGAGCAAGAUGUUAACCAUCCAAAACCAGCAAAAAGAGCUCGGACCAGCUUUACAGCAGAUCAGCUUCAGGUUAUGCAAGCACAGUUUGCUCAGGACAACAACCCAGAUGCACAGACACUCCAGAAAUUGGCAGAAAGGACAGGCUUGAGCAGACGUGUGAUACAGGUGUGGUUUCAGAAUUGUAGAGCACGCCACAAGAAACACGUCAGUCCUAAUCACUCGUCCUCCACCCCAGUCACAGCAGUCCCACCCUCCAGGCUGUCUCCACCCAUGUUAGAAGAAAUGGCUUAUUCUGCCUAUGUGCCCCAAGAUGGAACGAUGUUAACUGCGCUGCAUAGUUAUAUGGAUGCUCAUUCACCAACAACUCUUGGACUCCAGCCCUUGUUACCCCAUUCAAUGACACAACUGCCAAUAAGUCAUACCUAAUUCUGUUUUCAGGGAUAGACUUGAUUAAGGAUAUAAAUUUGUCAUUUAUUAUGUAUAAAAGACCAUUGAAAAGAUAUUACUGUUAAUUUUUUAUUUAACACCUAAAGCAUUUCCAACAUCACUUUGCUGCCCAGGUAUGUAUCUAUAGUUGGCCUGCAAGACACUUUUAUUGAUUCUUCAUUUUUUGUAAAACUUAUGUUUACAAGAAGAAAACAAAUCAAAACAUUUUUUGUAUUGUCUGGAAAUAGUUCACUCUAGUGUGUAUCUGUUAAUUUAUUUGUCAUCAAAAGAGCACUUUGCCUAAAAGAAAGGACUGACAAGUGUGCAAAAUGUUUACAAUCUUUUGUGAAAUUGUAGUUUAUCAUUAGUUUGUAUCUGUAAGUUAUUGUUAUAAAUAUUACCUGUAUUUUUUGUUAUAUACAACUUUAUACUUUGAAGCUUGUAUCUGUGAAUUUGCAACUGAAAUUUAUUUUGCCAAUGUUUUCUGAAUGAACUGAAUAAAGCUUCUGUUGUAGCAUGCCAUGCAAACACAUUAUUGUGUUUGUGGUUGAUGAAUUAUGGCUGUAAAUAACACUAUAGUUUAAUAAGCCCACCAUUCUGAGUUUAUUAAACAUUUUCCAUACUUGUGAAAAUUUCAA